UCUUUUUUUCUCGGAAAGCUGUAGUUUAAGACUUUAAAAGUCGAGUUUGUUUAAGAAACGAGCAUCGCUUCUCCUGCAUAUUUCCGGUAUCAGCCAAUCCUGCAGAAUCAGCCGGGCCCAGUAUCUCCUCAAAUCAGAUUGCUCUUUCAUGGCUGGCAGAAGGGUCGUGGUCUUCCCCUCCUCCGCGGAGCUCGGUCCGGUGCUGGCCCAACUGGUGACGUCUCGGGCCGAGAAAGCCCUCACCUCUCGUGGCAGGUUCACCCUGGGCCUAUCUGGAGGAAGCCUUGUGUCCAUGCUCAGCAAAGAGCUGCUUGCUCUGCCAGAGCUGGACUGCAGCAAGUGGCUGGUCGGUUUCUGUGACGAGCGAGUGGUUUCCUUCGAUGACCCUGAUAGCACCUACGGGCUGUACAAGAGUCAGUUGUUUUCCAAAGUUAACAUCCCUGACAGUGGGAUCUUAACCAUCGAGUCCUCUCUGCCGGUCAACGAGUGUGCGGAGGAUUAUUCCCGGAAACUGAAGGAGGCCUUCCCAGGUGACGACUUCCCAGUGUUUGACCUGUUACUGCUGGGCAUGGGGCCUGACGGACACACCUGCUCCCUGUUCCCAGAUCACCCUCUCCUAGAGGAAACCAAGAAGAUUGUGGCUCCCAUCAGCGACUCUCCCAAACCACCACCAAAGCGAGUCACUAUGACCUUUCCAGUGGUGAACUCUGCACGCUGUGUGGCUUUUGUAUCAACGGGAGGAAGCAAAGCGCCCAUUUUGAAGGAAGUGCUGGAGGGUAGAGAGGGUCCGGCGCUUCCAGCGGCCCGGGUUGUCCCGACCAACGGCGAUCUGUUCUGGCUUUUUGAUGACCCUGCAGCUGCCUCCUUAACUAUCCAGGUAGAGAGGCUCGGCUCAGGGGCCAAACUCUAGAGCUUUACAUCGGCCAAAUGAAGGCAGGAAGUCAACACUGGUGUGAAAACCUGAUUGAAGGAACUGGAAAAUAAUGCAGAACAUUCCUACUUUCACAUGAAAGUGUAAUAGGUUUACGUGAGAUAAGAUAGGGAGAUGUACAAGGAAGAAAUUGAGGGCACAGUUGUAAUUUUCAGCAUAAGAUUCAGCACUUAUUGGAUAAUGGUUAGCGUGUCAGGUGAGGUUUAGCUUUAUUCUAGUAAAGUCCCACUCUACUCAAACAUGUGUUUUGCUUAUUGUUAGUUCAGUUGGAUAUCUGACCCUCACUGUGCAGAAUAAUGUGCAGAGUUUGACAUUCGAAGCCAGUCAUGACCCAAAUUUUGCCUCGUACAAAAGUGUGAUGAGGAAAGUUGAAACAUGCAGCAAUAUAUAUCAACACAAAACAGUCCACUAAUCUGACAAAGUUAUUAUGUCAAUACUCUGUAAAAGUCUUUAUUCUGAUUGUCUGGGUUUCCUUCACACCCUUUAUAAAAUAUCCAAUAAAGUCCUGAAAAUCAA
Molecule: messenger RNA, 1447 nt
Organism: Anarrhichthys ocellatus (wolf-eel)
Lineage: Eukaryota; Metazoa; Chordata; Actinopteri; Perciformes; Anarhichadidae
Gene: pgls
Product: 6-phosphogluconolactonase
Exons: 6
Coding region: 149-910 (253 amino acids)
Biological process (GO): carbohydrate metabolic process; pentose-phosphate shunt
Molecular function (GO): 6-phosphogluconolactonase activity
Source: RefSeq, a predicted model, not a curated record